AUGGUCCUACGCUCGAAGAGGAAAACAGCAACUCUGACUCAGAGGAAGAGGAUCAAGCAAUGGAUCCCAGGGGCGUCGACUGAGGAUGCAGAAGUCCACCAGGAUGAUCCUCACUUCCAGGAUUGGUUGCCAGCUCACAUGGGAGUUUCCUCGAAGAGAUGUUUCUGGAUGAACACCCUAGGCAGUUUGGGUUCUCAUGUGCUCGGUGUCAAACUUCUGCAGCGGAAGUCACCCUCUACCGAUGUGCCUCCUGCAACGAACGUUUCAUGUACUGCGACGAGUGAAUGGACUGGAACUUUCUUCAAGAGGACCACACUUGGAGUGCUGGGUCUGGUGAUGGCCUUGGGUCAUGACCCGGACACUUGCUGUCCCACUCCACUUCGUGGCCAAUUGCAUGUUCUGGAUCUUGAAGGAAUUCAAACCGUACAUGUCGACUACUGCGAUUGUAUGCAAUCUCUCCCUCAUGGCGAUGACAUUUCAGAUGCUGGAAGUAUUCCACCUGCUGUCGUUUAUGUUGAAAGAACGUGUCAACCUCCAAGUCAGUUCCAGGCAUUCAUGAGGAUGGUUCGUGAAUGGCGCUAUCUGAAGCUCCUCAAGCGUAUGCUAGACAAAUCUCCACGCGAUUUGAAAGGCUUGACACCUGGGAAGCUGCCGAUUCCAGUGGGAUCAUUGGCAGUGAAAUGCCCGGCUUGUCCUUGGCCUGGGAUUAACCUGGAGGAGGGUUGGGAAAAUGAUACCAUGAAUCUGUGGAAAUACAUCUCAAACGCAGCACGAGAUCCAAGCCUUGUCAAUGGAGCUGGUUUUGUUGUUGCACAGGAAAGCUUUAGGAAGCAUGUUGCAGAAUACGGCAAGUGCAUACCAUAUGACCCUAGUGAUUGUAGAGACCACCAGGCCGUCAAACUGGUGACUUCCAAACAUGGUGCUGGCUUGGCAAUGAGCAGGGUUGCGACAGUGGAUUGUGCUCGGCAUGAUGCGAAGGGACCUGGAGCGGUGACAAUACUUGACCACAGUGAAGAACAAGUCUGGAUGGAUUAUAUAUUUUGCUCCCGAAUGCAACAGUCAACACUGCAGCACAUUGUGGUUUCAUACGAUAUCAAUUGCCAGUGGUCUAAAAAACUGUGGGAACGAAUUGCAAUCUAUCCGUCUUCGAUGACACCACAUCAAGACCCCGGCGAUUUUGUCUAUCUAAUUCCGAAGUUUCAUCUCCCAGCCCAUAUACCCAGCUGCCAUGUGAAGUAUUCCUUCAACAAGACACCCUAUGUAGGGCUGACCAAUAGAGAGGCCCCCGAACAUGGCUGGAGUAGACUGAACCAGCUUGCUGCCAGUUUGAAGGUUAUGGGACCGGGAGGAUAUCUCGACACCCUGGACAACCAUAUCGGCGACUACAAUUAUAGGAAGUCAGCGUUGAUGGGCUCCACUCUGUUGAAAGGGAUCCUGGAGGCCAUCCCAGCCAGAACCUUGCAUAGCGCUGUCUACGCUGAGUUCACUGCAUCUCUACCCAAGCAAGAUGUUCAAUGUUGGAGUGAGGCUAUUGAGGCAUGGGAGCGAGAUCCAGUCAAUGCUGUCAAUCCAUUUGAAACCACUGUCGCUUUCCAUCUUACCCUCGCCCAAGAGGAAGCCACGGAAAUAGCAAAGAUCGCUGCCCAUGAGAUCCAGGAGCACGACAAGGGAGCCCAGGAAGUGAAUGAGGACAUGGCUGAGAGCACAGCUAAGAGCGCAGAUUUCACUGAGGAAAAUAGUGAGGAUAUCUUUGUGGUGCGCCAUGAAGUCAGGCCGAGCACAAUGAUCCUGCAAGGUGUUGAGUUGGAAUCCGAUCAGUGA
This is a messenger RNA of Desarmillaria tabescens, 1821 nucleotides long. RefSeq lists its product as uncharacterized. The coding region runs from base 1 to 1821 and encodes 606 amino acids. The record is from RefSeq and is a predicted model, not a curated record. The transcript is spliced from 11 exons. Lineage: Eukaryota; Fungi; Basidiomycota; Agaricomycetes; Agaricales; Physalacriaceae.